Aedes albopictus (Asian tiger mosquito) is the source of this 2091-nucleotide messenger RNA. RefSeq names its product probable nucleoporin Nup54 (gene Nup54). Gene Ontology annotation, molecular function: structural constituent of nuclear pore. The record is from RefSeq and is a predicted model, not a curated record. NCBI's taxonomy places the organism in Eukaryota, Metazoa, Arthropoda, Insecta, Diptera, Culicidae. Gene Ontology annotation, biological process: NLS-bearing protein import into nucleus; nuclear pore organization; protein localization to nuclear inner membrane. Gene Ontology annotation, cellular component: nuclear pore; nuclear pore central transport channel. The transcript is spliced from 4 exons. Bases 137 to 1978 code for a protein of 613 amino acids.
UUUUCCGCGGCGGGCUGUCAUCAGUCUCAAAACAGUUUGCUCGGUCGCAUAUUUAAUUUGGAAUCGUAGUUUUUAGUAGUUCAAGGGUUCAAAUUCUCGUAAAAGUGAUCAAAAUUAUCCAGAUUAGUAAACUAAGAUGUCCUUCAAUUUCGGAAACACAAGCGCAACCGGCCUAGGAUCUACCAGCACUCCGGCAAAACCGGGUGGCUUCGGUAGUUUCUCGUUCGGUGCCCAAUCUUCCACACCGGCGUUCGGCGCCGCACCAGCCACCACUAAUGCGGCCGCUCCAUCGUUGUUCGGUGGCGGAGCAGCCCAACCGGGUGCAGCCAAUACGACCACCACCACCGGAUUCGGUGGAUUCGGAACGCAGCCAGCCGGUGCACCAGCGGCAAGCACUUCGGCAUUCGGCUUCGGUACCAAUACGGCCGCAACGGCAACGCCGGCGUUCGGAUUCGGUGCGACUACUACGUCUACAGCGGCAACCGGUGCGACACCGUUCGGAGGAUUUGGAACGACGGCGACUACGUCGGCGGCAGCACCCGCGUUUGGAGGCUUCGGAACGACCACGGCGACAACAAGCGCUCCUGCUUUUGGCGGUUUCGGUGCAUUUGGAACCACCACCACCAGUUCAGCUCCGUCCCUAUUCGGACAAACCAGUUCCACCACUACAACUGGAUUCGGUGGCUUUGGGGCGUCAACAUUCGGAACCACCGGUGCAUUUGGCCAACAACAGCAACAACCUGCACUGGGUUUUGGUCAAUCGGCAUUCCAACCUCAGCAACAGCAACAGCAGCAACCGGCUGCUUUAACCCAAGAGGAAGCAUUUGCUCAGUCCAUUUUCAAUGUUUCUAUAUUUGGGGAUGAACGGGACACGGUCAUCGCAAAGUGGAACUAUCUGCAGGCCAUGCUGGGAACCGGAAAGGCGUUCUAUUCGCCAAAUAGCGCUCCGGUUGAGAUAACUCCGAGUAAUUAUCUGUGCCGGUUCAAGACCAUGGGGUACACCAAGCUGCCUGGGAAGGAGAAUAAGGUGGGAUUAGUUGGUUUGACCACGAACAAAACUGCCGGGCAGAUGAAGGAUCAACAGCAACAGUUCGUUACUAGUUUGAACCAGAUUUUCGGAAACAAACCGAACUUGGCCAUAUCCGUUGAAAGCGUCAAAAUGGUCGGCGACAACAAAUCCCAAGUAGUCAUCUACGUGGAGGAGAAAUCCACCACUUCCAAUGAAACGAAACGCAUCCUGGCCACGGAAGUGGCCAGCUACCUCAACCAGCCGGCUCCGAAGCAGCAACUUACGUCCCUCGGCGUCGAAACUGUUGUCGCCUUGGUUCUCCCUGAAGAAGACCAACUAAAGGAAUAUCUGGAGAACCCUCCGAAAGGGAUCGACCCUCGGAUGUGGCAACAGGCCAAGAUCGACAACCCCGAUCCCAAGCGCUUCAUACCUGUUCCGAUGAUCGGUUUCCAGGAACUGAAGUGGCGUAUCAAGUGCCAGGAAGGCGAAACCGACAUCCACGUGUCCUACCUGGACAAGGUGGAGAAGGAAAUCGAACAGCUGAAGCAACGGCACACCAACACAACCGCCAAAAUCAUGGAACACCGUCGAAAAUUCGCCGAACUAAGCCACCGGAUUCUGCGGAUCAUCGUCAAGCAGGAGAGCACCCGGAAGAUGGGCUUCGGUCUGCUGCCGGAGGAGGAAAUGAUCCGGAGCAAGUUGGAGAAUAUGCACGCGCUGGUUUCGACGCCGACGCAGUUCAAGGGCAAGCUCAGUGAGUUGCUGUCGCAGAUGCGAAUGCAGAGGAAUCAGUGGGCCCAUGCCGGCGGUGUUAACGAUUAUACCCUGGACAAAGAAUCAUCGGAAGAGAUGAAGAGCUUCUUGACGAUGCAACAAAAGGCGAUGCAAUUUCUGGUUGAAACGGUCAACAAAGACCUCAAGGACCUUAAGGUGAUUUCGGAUGGAAUGUCACGGCUGAUACAAGGCUAAGACGAGGAAGAUUAGGUUCUUGUUUUAAUUAUGAGGUAAGUAACACACACACACACACAAUCUAUGAAUACAAAGCUACCUAAUUCCAAAUUGAGAAUUGGAAGUUAGGAUCG